AUGCCAAUCAUCGGGAUCGACUUGGGUUGCCUCGGUACUAAGGUGGCUACCGUUGGCAGAGGAGGUGUGACCAUUGUGAGGAAUGACUUAGCUGACCGCGUUACUCCGACGUUGGUUUCUUACACAGACAAUGAGCGUUUGAUUGGCGAUGCGGCUUUUACGUCGUUGAAGUCGAAUGCACGGUCGACGAUCCGGAACAUCAAGCAUCAGUUGGGCAUGACGGACACGGCGGAGGACCGAGACGUAGUGGAGUUGGAGCGGCGGUUCGCGUUGGCGGAGCCGGUGGUGGCGGAAAACCGCGUGAUAGCGUUUAGUGUGGGUCGCGAGGAGCCUGUGACGGCGGUGGCAGCGUUGGUGCCAUUUUUGAAGAAGGUGAAGGCCAUGUCCGAGAGCUACAUUGGGGCGCCGGUGAGCGACUGCGUGGUGGCGGUGCCGACAUGGUAUUCGGACGUGCACAAGACGGCGGUGUUGGACGCUUGUUCGUUGGCAGGCAUCGGAUGUCACAAGGUGAUGCAGCACUCGACAGCGACGGCCUUGGACUACGGCUUGUUCCGGCGUUCGAUGUUCGUGGAGGGCCAGCGUCACGUGGUGGUUUUUACGGACAUCGGGUACGCUCAGGCGACCGCCACGGUGGUGGACUACACGCCGAAGAAGUUCACGGUACUGGCCACACUUGAAGACUCGGCGCUGGGUGGACGCAGCAUCGACCAGGUGGUGGUGCAGCACCUGCUCGCGCAGUUUAAGAGCAAGACAGGUCUGGACCCGUCGCGGAACGCCAAGGCGAUGCUGAAGCUGGAGGAGGCAGCCGAGAAGGCGAAGAAGAUUUUGUCCGCGAACAAAGAUGCGGGUGUGCACCUUGAGUGCUUCUUCGAAGACGAAGACUUGGACGUCCCGUUGAACCGCGAAAUUUUGCAAGACCUACUCGGCCCCGCGCGCUCAGUCUCGCCGGAGUACAGGACUUGA
This is a messenger RNA of Gregarina niphandrodes, 963 nucleotides long. RefSeq names its product DnaK family protein. Bases 1 to 963 code for a protein of 320 amino acids. Lineage: Eukaryota; Apicomplexa; Conoidasida; Eugregarinorida; Gregarinidae. The record is from RefSeq and is a predicted model, not a curated record. Gene Ontology annotation, cellular component: cytosol; nucleus. Gene Ontology annotation, biological process: protein folding. Gene Ontology annotation, molecular function: ATP-dependent protein folding chaperone; ATP binding. The transcript is spliced from 3 exons.